AUGGCAUUUUCAUGCUAUAUUCGCCUCGGCAGCUCUAGGUAAUAUAAGUUUAGAUUCAUAAUCUCAAUUUUAGCUGGUAUUGGAUUUCACCUGUAGAUGGAACAAAUUAAAGUGAGAAAAGAGACUUUUGGCAGAAAUUAUGCAUAGCUUGAUUAAGUUCUUGGCAAAUUUCAUAAGGAGGCACUAGGUGAAGAUACCAGCAUCAAUGUCUAUGGAUACCCUGAUAUAGGAAACAACAUAUAUGCAGAUCUCUUGCCAUAUAAGGAUUGGAUUAAAAUUAAUAAUGCCCAAAGAUGCCAUGAAAAUCUAGUCUAAUAAAUGCCCAUUGUAUUUUGCAACACUUUCAUAGGGAUAUUAUCAUUCCCAAAAUUUACUCUAGGAUUGCUGUACACCUAUAUCUUUCUCAGAUUUUUCCAUAUUCAAGGAUAUUUAGGUUUUAGGGGAUACAAUAAAGCUAUGGCUGUAGAGGAGUUUUCAAAGUUACUAGUAAUUAUUAUGGCAGUUAAUGGAAUUGUAAGCUCACUAAGUUUACUUGGUGUUGGUGGCAGAUUUAAUCUAUUCAGAAGAUUCAUGCCUAACAGUUUAAGAAAACCAUGA
Molecule: messenger RNA, 597 nt
Organism: Stylonychia lemnae
Lineage: Eukaryota; Ciliophora; Spirotrichea; Sporadotrichida; Oxytrichidae
Source: the annotation of a GenBank genome assembly